Aspergillus brunneoviolaceus CBS 621.78 is the source of this 1407-nucleotide messenger RNA. RefSeq names its product 3'-5'-exodeoxyribonuclease. Gene Ontology annotation, cellular component: cytosol. The transcript has 6 exons. The record is from RefSeq and is a predicted model, not a curated record. Bases 228 to 1175 code for a protein of 315 amino acids. Gene Ontology annotation, molecular function: 3'-5'-DNA exonuclease activity. Lineage: Eukaryota; Fungi; Ascomycota; Eurotiomycetes; Eurotiales; Aspergillaceae.
GGGGCAAUAGGAGCUAGCACCGCGACCGCUAUAGAUUGUUGGCGACCACGUCUCUACCAGCCGCACCGAAAUAUUUAUAGCAAAUCAGGACCUUAAGACGGAGCCGUGAGACUUACUCCAAUGCAGCAGCUUCUGGUGGAUCACUCACAAAUCUGCAUACCAUUUCUAGCUCUUGUGCAUUGAAGAGAAGAAAAUUCGAAUUCAACAGGUUCUCGACUUCAGCAAACAUGGGCGACUCAAGCAAACCUAUCCGAUAUGUUGAUAUCGGAAUCAAUCUCAGUGACCCUGUCUUCAUGGGUAAUUACCAUGGAAAGCAAGUUCAUGACAACGACAUGGAUGACAUUGUCCAGCGAGCUCAGCAUGUGGGUUGCGAGAAAUUUAUGGUGACAGGCUCCGACUUGGAGGAGUCGCGGCGGGCUAUUGAGAUUGCACAGAAGUAUCCGGGGUUCUGCUAUGCUACGGUUGGAGUUCACCCGUGUCAGGCGAAGCUCUUUGAUGAACAUCCUGGCGGACCUGCAAAAAUGCUAGAGGAGCUUAGAACGCUAGUGUUCGAGGCCAAAGCAUCAGGCCAAGCUGUUGCGUUUGGGGAGUUUGGUCUAGAUUACGAUCGGCUUUCCUUGAGCGCAAAGGAGCCCCAGCUGAAAUAUUUCGAAGCUCAAUUGGAUCUGGCGGUGGAGGUGCAACUCCCUCUCUUUCUCCAUUCCAGAGCUGCCAGCGAAGAUUUCGAACGUCUUCUGGCGCCCCGCCUUGAAAAGCUUCCGAAGAAAGGCCUCGUGCACAGUUUUACUGGAACACUUGACGAGAUGAAUCGAAUGGUCGCCCUAGGUCUCGAUGUCGGUGUUAACGGCUGCAGUCUGAAAACGGAGGAGAACCUGGAAGUAGUCAAGGCCCUGCCACUUGAACGGCUUCAGAUUGAGACUGAUGGUCCUUGGUGUGAAAUCCGUCCCUCUCAUGCAUCUGCGAAGUAUCUCGAAGGAGCCCCUCCGCUUCCCAAGGCUGUGAAAAAGGAGAAAUGGCAAAAGGGACUUAUGGUGAAGGGUCGCAAUGAGCCUGCAGCAAUCGCCCACGUUGCGCAUGUCAUCGCCAAAGUAAAAGGCAUCACUGUCGAGGAAGUUUGUGAAGCUGCAUGGAACAACUCAAUCCGGAUGUUUGGGCUUGGUGUCGAUACACCAUAAAUUUUGUUCAUGAUAUCUUUCCCGGUCGUUGCCCAAUCCGGGGGAGAACACCGUCCCGCAAAUUAUGAAUACUAGAUCCUUAGAUAUAGAAGAGACGAGGCAGUUUGCACGAGAAUAUUAUCAAUGAAAGCUACUUGACCUCUGUCGAUAAGAGUACCGUUCCUAAUUCUUUGUUGCCUCAUCCUGGAACCUUGGAUCGGUGGUGUUCGGACCACUACCACUGCGAACCACG